AUCACUUCCUUUUUUCUUUUUUUUUUGGUUGAUUUAAUUUAAUUACUGCCUUUGCUUAAUUUUAUUGUCGAUUUACGAGUUAAAUUAAUGAGCAUUUUAUCUCUUGAAUUCGAUUAUUACCUGGAAUUGGUUGAUCAUUAUAUUUGUUGCUUGAUUUAGCUGAUUUUUUAUUUCAUUUUUUGAAAUUUUAGCUAUUGAAUUACUCUCUGGUUUUGGAUUGAUUAGUUAUUAACUGGCAUUAUUUGAUCGAAUUUCGGAUAAAUUCAGCAUUGUUUGGGAUAAAUUGAUAGAAUUUCGGAUAAAUUCAGCAUUAGGUCAUUAGAAGUUCAUUGAAAAUGUUGUGUCACUUGGAACUUUUGUAAUUGGAAUCGCUAGAAACUUUGGAGCUCCAACCAGUCAAUCCCCUUGAUUGGCAAGGAAACAUAUCAAGGGGUAUUUUCGUAAAUAAAAUUAUCAAAAUAUACAAUCUACAUAUUUAAGUGUACAAUAUUUUUUUAUAUAAAAUUAUUUUCUUUUAUUUUUAAUUUUUUUAAAUAUCAAAUAUGUUGUACAUUGUAAUUUCUAGAUUGUAUACUUGCUUAUUGUAAUUACAAAAAUGCCACUUGAUAUGUCAAUCAAGGGGAUUGUUUUAAAAUUUCUCAGAAACUUUGUGGUUCUGAUAAAUGUUUCGGUUUUGGAUUACAUAGAUUAUAAGUGCAAUGUGGCCAAUGUCUUUCUAUACUUGCGGUUUGCGAAAUAGGGUAUCAAUGUCCCUUUAGAUCACAAUUCGUAAGGAGAAGUAGCAGACAUUUGGUCUCCGUUUGGUUUGUCGGAAAAUAUUUUCAAUGAAAAAUGAUUUCCACGUAAAACAUUUUACAAGGAAAAACACAAUUCCAAAUUAUUCCUUUCAAAUGUAUUUUUAACAUUGACAAAGUUAUUGGAAAAUGUUUUUCACUGCCUUGUCAUACCAAACAACAUAAAAUGAGUGAAAAAGAUGUUUUUUCAUGACAACGUUUUACACCAAACAACAUAAAAUGAGUGAAAACGUUGUUUUUUCAUGAAAACGUUUUACACCAAACCAAACACUUUCUUGGUUUUUUAGCUGUCCUUAGGCAGAAGGAAGGGUCGAGAGAGGAAUUCGGUUAGCGGUAUAAUAUAGUAUGGUUUGGUGAUUAAAGGAUUGGUGUUGGAGAAAAGCAUCACUUCUAUAGAAUGCCUUACUCAGUUUACGAAGACCCCUUUUAAGUAAUGUUAACUCUCCACAAAGUACUAGAUUGAUACAAGAAAUAAGCUCAUUUGAUUCAUCAUUGAAAGUGAUCGGUAUUGACGAUUGAGUCAAUCCAAUUGCACCACAGUUUUCUUAAUUAAUCUACAAUUUGUAUAGUGCACCGGUUUUUGUUGCAGAUUUGAGAUUUUGAUUCUUAAUUAUGCUGUUUUGUUUGUUGGGCCUUGCUACUUAUUAACUUUUAAUAAAGAUCUUUGUGCUGUUGUGAUUGCAGACUUCCAUUUGGUGAAAUGAAUGUACAGAUUCUAAACCUAAGUAGUCAUCUGAAGUCUACAUAACAGUCAAUGUGUUUCAAUUUUCAGGAAAACCAAUGAAUUGAACAUCUAAAGUGGUCAAUUUUUUCCGGUUCAGAUUGUAGUUUAUCCGGUUCUUUCUCACUCAAAGUUUUCUUCAACUGAUGAAAUAAAACAUGAUGUGAUGUUGCCCCGUGUACAUUUCAUUGAGGUAGAUCAUCAUACAUAGUCUUAUCAACUUUUCAUUUUGGUGCAUCUAUUCAGAUUCUUUGUUUUCAUACCGUCUUUUGCAAAAUUCUUAUAGGUUCCUCAUGUCAUUCAGUUAUCCGAUUGGGAUUGUGGUCUUGCCUGUGUUUUAAUGGUUUUGCAACCAAUUGGUGGCAUUUGACAAGGGGUCCAGACUUUUAAAGUUAGAAACAGAACAUAUAUGAAGACCUUGGUUUUCAGUCUAGUAAAAGAAUAAAACAAAGAUAAAGUGUAUGGAUUAUUUAUGAUUACUAUUAAAGUCAUUAUAUGGACUCAUUUCACAAGGGGAGAAUAAAGCAAAUAUAGUAAAACAAGGCUAGAAUAAAACCAUCAAAACAUGCCAACAAAUCAACGUUCAAAACUUCAUAUGCAGGAGUAAGUUCUAACUCACAAAUAUAAACCCAAGAAAAGACACACUAGAAACAAGAUGGCGGAAGGAGUUGUGUUUAAUAUUGCAGAGAGACUGUUAGAGUCCUUAGGGGAACAUGCACUUCAAGAGAUUGCAUCAUGUUGGGGUGCAAGAGGUGACUUGAGAAAACUCGGAAACUCUGUGAGGAUGAUAAAAGCUCGUGUUCGUGAUGCUGAGAAGCGCGGUGAAGAGGAGGACAAUGACGCGAUCAAAGAGUGGCUCAAGAGGCUAAGGCUGGUGCUCCAUCAAGCUGAGGUCCUUACUAUUGAUCUGCAGAAUAAGCGGGUGGAAGGAAAUAACAAGCUUGUGAAGAAGGUACGCGUCUUAUUCUCAAGGUCAGGACCACUUUAUCUUAACAUCAAAAUCAAAUCAAGUCGAUUAGGGAAGAACUUAACGACAUUAAGUCGGAUAUGGAGGGCUUGAAUUUGAGGGUGUAUGAUCAUAGGGAAGAAUCACAUCUUUCAUUUACCAAUUUGGUAAAGAAAAGGGAAACGGCUUCUUUUGUGAAAGUAGAUGAUGUUAUUGGUAGAGAGAAUGACAAAAACAUAAUAAUCGGCAUGCUUUUCGAUCCAAAGUACAAUGGGGAAAGGGUGAGUGUCAUCCCGAUUGUUGGGUUUGGGGGUCUAGGAAAAACUACUCUUGCUCAAUUGAUUUUUAAUGAUGCUAGUCUUGUGGAGCAUUUUGAUCUUGUUAAAUGGGCUUGUGUACCGGAGAUAGAUAACCAGAAGGUUGUAUUGGGGAAAGUUUACAAGUCGUUGACGAAUAACGACUCGCAUGAUCUCUCGAUUGAUCAAAUGAAAUCGGGGAUCCGAGGUUGUAUAAGUAACAAGAAGUACCUUCUUGUCCUAGACGACAUAUGGGAUGAAAGUCGGGAUAGGUGGUUGGAUAUCAUGAGCUUGCUUGAAUGUGGUCAAAUUGGGAGUAAAGUACUUGUAACUACACGUUCUAACAUCGUUGCAAAAGUUGUAGGCACAGUUCCAAGUGCCUACAAUCUAGGACUUUUAACAGACACAGAGUCCUGGAAUCUUUUUGAAAGACUAGCUUUUAAACCAGGCACGGAAGAGAGCAAUCGUACUACUUGGACUCAGAUUGGAAAGGAAAUUGUUAAUAGUUGUGGAAAUGUUCCCCUUGCUGUUAGGGCUGUUGGAAGCCUCCUCUACACUAAAGACAGUGAGCAAGAGUGGCGGCUUUUCAGAGAAACUCAACGAUCAAAGGCAAAGUUAAUAACGGAGGGUGAUUAUGGUAAUAUCAUGCCUGUGCUGAAGUUAAGUUAUGAUUAUCUACCACCUCCAUUAAAGCAGUGCUUUGCCUACUGUUCAUUGUUCCCAAAAGAUUAUGAGAUUAGUAAGGCUGAAUUAGUGCAUUUAUGGAUGGCUCAAGGAUAUUUUGACCCGUCUAACAAAGACAUUGGGGAUUACUAUUUUACAGAGUUGUUAGGGAGGAACUUUUUUCAAGACCCUGAAGAAGAUGAACUAGGGAAUGUCAAAACGAUAAAAAUGCACGACUUAAUGCACGACUUGGCACAACAUGUAGCCGGUGAUGAGAGCAUGCUAUUGAGUGAGUCGCCAUUUAUGUUGUCUGAUGGAGUUGUACACGUAAGUAUAAACUUGCGUGAUGUAGACAAUAGAUGGGAAGCUCCACCAUCAUUGCUUGCGUCGGCUAAGAGAACUCGAUCAUUGCUAAUUAAGAGUAGUACUAUAAAAGUAUCAUCUCUUGAAAGUUUGAUUUCUGGAUUCAAGUCUUUGCGUGCCCUGAGUUUGAGGUAUGUGGGGUUUAAAACGGUCCCAAAUUCUAUAGGGAGGUUGACACAUCUAAGAUACCUCGAUCUUGGAAGGGAUUGCAGUAUUGAAUGUCUUCCCGAUGCCAUAACAAGGUUAGAGAACCUGCAAACACUGUACCUUGAUGGUUGCAGAAGGCUUAAAAGGUUACCAAGAGAUUUCACAAGGUUGGCCAAACUCAGACACUUGCUGAUGUGUAGGGAGAUAUUGACUGAUUUGCCCUCAAGAUUUGGGAAAAUGACAUCGCUCCAAGAAUUGAGCGGAUUUAUAGUAGGGGAAAGCACUGGCAUUGACUCUUUGCCAGCCUUGAAUCUUAAAGGAAUUCUGGACAUCAAAUUUCGCAAGUGGCGCAGUGAUGCUGUUUCAGAAGCGCAGAAGGCAAGUUUGAAGGAAAAUCAACAGUUAACUUUUCUUUAUCUAGAUUUGAGCUUCAGUGACGAAAUCAUCUAACCUUGUUGAUUUUACUGAGACGGAUAGGAUGUUAACAUGCUUGGAAUUACCAACAAGUCUCAAAGUGCUACACAUUAUGUGUUACAUUGGAGGUGAAUUGCCCUGUAUGUGGUUAGAUAAAUUGUCUAGCCUUGUUUCCGUUACUCUCACGCAGUGCAAAAAUUGCAGGGUUCUCCCUCAUUUGAGUCAGUUACCAUAUCUCAAAUCUCUUACUGUAUAUAGUCUUGAAGCUUUGGAGUACAUUGAAGAUGAUGUUGGGGAUGGCGGUACCCAUAGCUAUAGGUGCUACUUCCUAGCCUUAGAGUCUUUGGACUUGAUGUGGUCUGAGCAACUCAAGGUGUGGACAAGGUCAUCUGUGAUUCAGACAGGGUCCUUGUACUUCUCUCGUCUUUCGCGCAUCAAUAUUGACAAAUGCCCCAAGUUUAUGUCAAUGCCUCUAGCACCAAGGAUGGAGUCAUUGAAGGUUAACAGAGGACAUAGUGAGCUGCUGAAAUCACUUCUGACAUCACACAACGAAGCAUUAUCAUCAUCAACAACUCUUUUCACAUCAUUGAAGGAGCUGGAAAUAAUUGGAAUUGAUCAUGGUCUGAUUUCCUUGACCAUUAGAAGCAGUUGGUGUAAUCUAGAGAGGUUAAGCAUAGGUCGGUGCAACCAACUGAGCAGUUUGAUAUUCGAAUCUCCAAACUCCAUUCGAGAUCUUGAUGUUGGUUUGAACAGAAGCUUGAGAAACAUUUCUGGGGGGUUACAGCAUCUCAUUGCCCUAGAGAAAUUGCGUAUAAUUUGUUGGAUGUGUGGAAUGAAGAAGAGAAUGCUGACAUCAUCAGAUCAGCUUGGCAAGGUUUGAGGAGCCUGCGUUCGUUGGAAUUACAGGGCAUCCAUAAACUGAAGGCACUCCCUCGAGGUAUUACUAGCCUAACAACGCUUCAGUCGCUCACUCUUUCUUACUUCAAGAAUUUGACAAUGUUUCCAGAAGAGAUUGGUCAACUGACCCGUCUUCAACGGCUUUCUAUAAAACAUUGCCCGAAAUUGGCAUCACUUCCACAGUCAUUACUAGGCCUUACUUCUUUGCAACAACUUCACGCGUAUCAUUGUCAAAUUCUGGAAGAAAGAUACAAGGGCCAAGAUCGCCACCUUAUUCAACAUAUCCCUGAUGUUCGCUUUAGUUCCGCACCUGAGACGGGUAUCUCAGCCUUAAUAUCUUCCGUUAUGAUGUGAGCUUGAAGCCCUAGAGUGCAUAGAAGAUGACGGUGUCGUGAGUUGGUGGUUCUUCAAUCAGCCAACAGCUACAAGUAACACUUCCCAGCAGCACAGUCCCUGACUCCCUGAAUGGUUGCCGCUAAUAAAUAGGUGGAAACGAUCAUCAUUAUAUUACCUGAGGCAUGCAGCGUCAGAGGAUGAUGGUCAGCAGUGGCAGAUCAAGCAUAUUGACAAAGAAACUUCUAUGUUCUCAAUCUGGAUUUAUUUAUUCUGUUCUAUCAACUUUUGCAAGUUUACGCAAUACCCAAUUGCACAUUUUGUUUGAAUUUUUUGCGUGUCUGAAUUUUUCCAAGUGUUUUGGUUGAAGGAAUAUUGAACUCAAGGGCAAUAAUUCUCAACAGACCUUCUUCACUCAAUACCAUUUCGAUCCAUUUCUAUGCAGCAUGCACUUUCCAUCUCGCCCUUGCUGUCAACAGCGUAAAGAACUUCAUACCUAUUACGUUGGAAUUGGAGAAUGCUCAAUACACAUUGUGGGCGGAGCUAUUCAAGAUUCAUGCUACGGCAUAAAUCACUACGUAUGUUCAUAAUUGAGGAUUAUACAUAUUCCUUAACAAUAAUGAAGGAUUGAAGGGAAAGUUGAAGAAUGUAAGAAUGUUCAGAUUUGUAUACCUCAAUGGGAACUUAUGUGAAGGCGCACCAUGUAAGUAUCAAAUAUCUUUCUUUUUUUCUUGACGGGUAUCAAGUAUCAAGUAUCAAGUAUCAAAUAUCAAUUCUACAUGGAAUUGUAGAUUACAUUUGAAUUUUGUCAUGAUCAUUUGGUUAAUAUAUGCUUUCUGAUGAUGAAGAUUCAAGAGGUUGAUAUUA
Molecule: messenger RNA, 6441 nt
Organism: Spinacia oleracea (spinach)
Lineage: Eukaryota; Viridiplantae; Streptophyta; Magnoliopsida; Caryophyllales; Amaranthaceae
Product: putative disease resistance protein RGA3
Exons: 7
Coding region: 2563-4380 (605 amino acids)
Molecular function (GO): ADP binding
Source: RefSeq, a predicted model, not a curated record